Messenger RNA from Durio zibethinus, 950 nucleotides. RefSeq names its product PITH domain-containing protein At3g04780-like. NCBI's taxonomy places the organism in Eukaryota, Viridiplantae, Streptophyta, Magnoliopsida, Malvales, Malvaceae. The record is from RefSeq and is a predicted model, not a curated record.
UUACGGCUUUCUUCCUCUUUAACUUCCUCUCCAAUUAUUCUCUCUGAACCUUCUUUUUCCUUCUCAAAACAUAAUUUUUCUAUCUCAGCAAUCUCAUUAACCUCUUUAACCAUGUCUGCUGCUGAAUCGGCUGCUGCAAUUCAAAGAAACCUAGUUGAUCUCUUGGACUUUAUUGAUUGGUCUGGUGUUGAAUGCCUUAAUCAAAGCUCCAGUCACUCUCUGUCCAAUGCUCUCAAGCAGGGUUAUAGAGAAGAUGAAGGUUUGAACCUUGAGAGUGAUGCAGAUGAACAACUUCUGAUUUAUAUCCCUUUCACUCAAGUCAUUAAACUACAUUCCAUUGUCAUCAAGGGAUCGGAAGAGGAUGGUCCAAAGACGGUGAAACUUUUUACGAACAAGGAACAUAUGGGGUUUAGUAAUGUCAGUGACUUCCCUCCAAGUGACACUGCUGUUUUAUCCCCAGAUAAUCUGAAGGGGAAACCAGUAGUCUUGAAGUAUGUCAAGUUCCAGAAUGUUCGUAGCUUGACAAUAUUUAUUGAAGACAAUCAAUCAUGUUCUGAAAUCACAAAAGUUCAGAAGAUUGCUUUAUAUGGAUCAACGGUGGAAACGACAGACAUGAAGGGGUUGAAGAAGAUUGAGGAGCAUUGACCCCAAAAGGAGCUGAAGGGAAAGCAAGAGAGAUGGAUGAACCCUUUAUGGCUUGGGAACAAUAUAACAAUGUUUAUCUUUUCUUCUUUCUUUUUAAUUUUGAUCAUUUUACCAUCUAAAAUACUUUGAUGACAGAAAUAGACAUUCUGUUCACUUGACUUCUGAAAAUUGUUCUAUCUAUGUGACUGCAAUCAGCUGUUGCAUCCAACUGUUGUUUCAGUCCUCCAGUCUUCAUAGGACUUUUUUGGAACUGUACAUUUUGGGACAGGACAUAAAUGGAGCUGGUGGAUUUGAAUGCCUUCCUA